Molecule: messenger RNA, 3309 nt
Organism: Notodromas monacha
Lineage: Eukaryota; Metazoa; Arthropoda; Ostracoda; Podocopida; Cyprididae
Source: the annotation of a GenBank genome assembly
AGAGUGUGUGAGAUGACGAGACAUCUGUUUCCGCUUCGCUUACGCCAAGUUUUAGCUGCGCGUGCGGAAAGCAGUUUGAACUAUUCGUCAUCCGCAACUGUUGCUGAAGUUAAGACUAAACGUUUCAAUGAAAUACCGGGGCCAGUAUGCCUACCCUUCAUUGGGACGAUGUGGGAAAUGCUACCCAUUAUAGGGAACAGGCCGGACCUGUCCAGAAGGCAUGUGAACCUCAUGGAAGGUAUUGAAAAAUAUGGGCCGGUAUUCAAGGUUCGGAUUCCAUUUAUGGGAGACAUGGUUAUAUUGAGCGAACCGGAGGAUUUCGAGACGAUGCGUUGGUACGAAGAGAAGUAUCCGUCUCGCAAGAUCUUAGGCCCCCUCGAACAUUACCGCACCAAAAUCAGCAAGCACAAUUUUCCGCAUGCUGGAGUUUUGAUUGUAAAUGGAGAAGAUUGGUAUCGAAUGCGAGCCAAGUAUCAGCAAAGGAUGAUGAAACCUAAAUCAGCGUUGAAAUAUUUGGACGUGAUGCAAUCUGUUGCUUCUGAUUUUAUUGACCGAAUCAGGCUGAUCCGAGAUGCAAACAACGAAGCCCCGGAAGAUUUUCAGAACGACCUUUACAGAUGGGCCCUCGAAUCGGUUUCGUGCUUCGCUUUGAAUGCUCGUCUUGGAUGCUUGCAAGAAGGUCUCACGCCAGAUUCUGAUGCUCAGAAAAUGAUCACCGCCAUGAAUAUUACGUUCGAUGCGUUGAAUUACACGGAAAAUAAUCUUCCGUUGUGGAAGAUCUACCGAACGAAGCAGUUCAAGCGUCUGAUCGAAGCGCAGGAAGUCUUCACAGAAAUUUCUUUGAAGUAUAUUCGUAGAACAUUGGAGAUAUUUGAGAAGGACCCAGUCACUGAUGAGAACGAAGCCUCCAUACUUCAGUUGCUGUUGACGAAGGAUAAUUUGUCACAGAACGACGUUCUUCUGUUGAUUUUGGAUUUGCUCAUGGCGGGAAUAGAUACGACGUCACACAGCAUGGGAUUCUUGCUUUUUCAACUUGCCAAAAACCCAGACAAACAAUUGAAGCUACGAGAGGAAGUUGAUCAAGUGAUCGGGGACAAGUCUAGACCAGUUACAGCAGCCGCACUGAAUUCGUUAUCAUACCUCAAGUCAUGCAUUCGGGAAAGCAUGAGAAUGCAGUCAGUGGCGGGUGGAAUCCUGAGGGAAUUUGGCAAAGAUGUCGUAAUCCACAACUACAUGAUCCCGAAGGGAACUAAGGUAUUCGCGUUCGCUCAUGCUGCCGGACAGAAUCCGAAGUACUUCCAAAAUCCGCGAGAAUUUCGGCCUGAACGUUGGAUACGUGGAAUUCGAGAAGACAUCCAUCCAUACGCCACUAUCCCGUUCGGUCAUGGCCUGAGGAUGUGUCUCGGGAGACGUUUCGCUGAACAGGAAAUGUGGUUGUUGACUGCAAAGCUGAUCCAGAAUUUUGACGUCAAAUAUCACUACGAAGAUAUCGACAUCCGCUCACGUCUCCUCAUGAUCCCAGACAAACCGCUCAAAUUUCAGUUCAACGACAGCUUGCGGCAUUCUUCAAGUGACGUUGCUACGGACUCGAAGCCGAAAAGUUUCAAUGAAAUUCCUGGCCCCGUAAAUGUGCCGCUUCUCGGAUCUACGUGGAAGUUUCUUCCGAUCGUGCUGAUCACGCUGUAUGCGUCUCACUUCUUCGUUUGUAAAGGGAAGAAGCCGGAUCCUAGCAGAAUGUACCAAAUUUUUUUCGACGAGCUGGCAUCAUAUGGUCCUAUUUACAAAUGGCGGAUUCCCUUCGUCGGGAAUAUAGUAGUGCUCAGUGAACCGCAGGAUUUUGAAGAUAUGCGAUGGCAUGAAGAAAAAUAUCCAACUCGAAAAAUAUUACGCCCAAUCGAAAGAUAUCGGAUGAAAGUCAGCAAGCACAAGUUUCCACACGCUGGGGUGUUGAUCAUAAAUGGGCCUGAUUGGUACAGACUUCGAACGAAAUAUCAGCAGCGGAUGUUGAAACCCAAGUCAGCAUUGCAAUAUUUGAAUUCUAUGCAGGAUGUCGCGACGGACUUCAUUGCCAGAGUUCGUCUAAUUCGAGACGAAAAGAAUGAAAUGCCGGAGGAUUUUCAGAAUGAACUUUACAAAUGGGCUUUGGAAUCGGUUUCCUGCUUUGCUCUGAACACUCGGUUGGGUUGCUUGGAUGCAGUUCUGUCACACGAUUCCGAUGCCCAAAAAAUGAUCACGGCCACCAAUGAAACUUUUGACGCUUUGAAUAUUACCGAAAAUGGUGCUCCGUUUUGGAUGUUUUUCCCUUCGAGGGCAUACAAUCGUUUGAUCAAAGCACAGGACACGUUUACGGAGAUUGCGUUGAAGUACAUCAGGAAAGUCCUGGAGGACGUGCAGAAAAACCCGGACACGGAUGAACAGGAUGCAUCGGUACUGCAAUUGUUUCUGUCCAAGGAUGAGUUGACUCAGGACGAUGUUCUACUUUUGAUUCUGGACCUCCUGAUGGCUGGAAUUGAUACGACUUCGCACAGUAUGGGAUUUUUGCUUUACCAUCUGGCGAAGAACCCUGAGAAGCAAGCGAAGCUGAGAGCAGAAGUGGACGAAGUUGUCGGUGGCAAAUCGGAAGCAAUUACCGCAAAGGCUUUGAACUCUUUAUCCUAUCUCAAAGCAUGCAUAAAGGAAUCCAUGCGGUUGCUUCCUGUGACUAGUGGAAUACUACGCGAGUUCAACAAAGAUGUUAUCAUCAGGAAUUAUCUCAUUCCCAAAGGCACGUGGGUAGUAGCUGCGACGCUUGCAGCCUCUCGUGAUUCCAAGUAUUUUUCUGAUCCGGAUGAAUUCAAACCGGAGCGAUGGAUGAGAGGAACGAGGGAGGAUAUUCAUCCUUACGCAACAAUUCCGUUCGGACACGGCCUGAGAAUGUGUCUUGGUAGGCGUUUUGCUGAGCAAGAGAUGUGGCUGCUGACGGCGAAGUUGAUACAAAACUUCGAAAUCCAGUAUCAUUACGAGGAUAUUGGCAUCAAAACAAGGCUGUUGAACAUCCCCGAUCAACCGUUGCGGUUCCAGUUGAUCGAUCGAUAAUACAAAGGAUGUUUUGCGAAGUACAAUAUUUUCAUCCCGGUGAAUAACAAUCUUGUGUAUGGCUAUCCUUUCUUUGACGUAUGUAAAGUGUUGAUAAUUGAACCGUUGCUUCUGUGAUUUUUUCGUGGCUCUGCGUGUAUACCCAAAAAGAAUACGGGACUUUUGAGCUGAUCGCCCAUUUUGUACUGAAAUUCGUCAUUGGCUGUAUUAAAACAAACUCCAUCGUGUACGAAA